This is a messenger RNA of Trichechus manatus latirostris (Florida manatee), 3812 nucleotides long. It is a transcript of the gene MYBL1, whose product is annotated as MYB proto-oncogene like 1. Gene Ontology annotation, biological process: regulation of DNA-templated transcription. NCBI's taxonomy places the organism in Eukaryota, Metazoa, Chordata, Mammalia, Sirenia, Trichechidae. The record is from RefSeq and is a predicted model, not a curated record. Gene Ontology annotation, cellular component: nucleus. The coding region runs from base 92 to 2350 and encodes 752 amino acids. Gene Ontology annotation, molecular function: DNA-binding transcription factor activity, RNA polymerase II-specific; RNA polymerase II cis-regulatory region sequence-specific DNA binding. The transcript is spliced from 16 exons.
CGGGAGGGUCGGGGAGAAGGAGCAUUCGCCUGAGGCUGGAGGAGGCUGAACUGCGUCUCCGCCCAGCCCGCGCCUAUGCGGUACUUGAAGGAUGGCGAAGAGGUCGCGCAGUGAGGAUGAGGAUGAUGACCUUCAGUAUGCUGAUCAUGAUUAUGAAGUACCACAGCAAAAAGGAUUGAAAAAACUCUGGAACAGAGUAAAAUGGACAAGAGAUGAGGAUGAUAAGUUAAAGAAGUUGGUUGAACAGCAUGGAACUGAUGACUGGACUCUAAUUGCUAGUCAUCUUCAAAAUCGUUCUGAUUUUCAAUGCCAGCAUCGAUGGCAGAAAGUUUUAAAUCCAGAAUUGAUAAAGGGUCCCUGGACUAAAGAAGAAGAUCAGAGGGUUAUUGAAUUAGUUCAGAAAUAUGGACCAAAAAGAUGGUCUUUAAUUGCAAAACAUUUAAAAGGAAGAAUAGGCAAGCAGUGUAGAGAAAGAUGGCAUAACCAUCUGAAUCCUGAGGUAAAGAAAUCUUCCUGGACAGAAGAGGAGGACAGGAUAAUCUAUGAAGCGCAUAAGCGGUUGGGAAAUCGUUGGGCAGAAAUUGCCAAACUACUUCCUGGAAGGACUGAUAAUUCUAUCAAAAAUCAUUGGAAUUCUACUAUGCGAAGAAAAGUGGAACAAGAGGGCUACUUACAAGAUGGAAUAAAAUCAGAACGAUCUUCAUCUAAGCUUCAACACAAACCUUGUGCGGCUAUGGAUCAUUUGCAAACCCAGAAUCAGUUUUACAUACCUGUUCAGAUCCCGGGCUAUCAGUAUGUGUCACCUGAAGGCAAUUGUGUAGAACAUGUUCAGACAUCUUCUGCCUUUAUUCAGCAACCCUUUGUUGAUGAAGAUCCUGAUAAGGAAAAGAAAAUAAAGGAACUUGAGUUACUUCUUAUGUCAGCUGAGAAUGAAGUUAGAAGAAAGCGAGUACCAUCACAGACUGGAAACUUUUCUAGCUGGUCUGGUAGUUUCCUUAUGGAUGAUAGCAUGUCUAAUACUCUAAAUAGCCUCGAGGAGCACACAAGUGAGUUUUACAGUAUGGAUGAGAAUCAGACUGUGUCUGCUCAGCAGAAUUCACCCACAAAGUUCCUGGCCAUAGAGGCAAAUGCUGUGCUGUCAUCUCUACAGACCAUUCCAGAAUUUGCAGAGACUCUAGAACUUAUUGAAUCUGAUCCUGUAGCAUGGAGUGACGUUACCAGUUUUGAUCUUUCUGAUGCUGCUGCUUCCCCUGUCAAGUCCACCCCAGUUAAACUAAUGCGGAUACAGCACAAUGAAGGACCUAUGGAAUGUCAAUUUAACGUCAGUCUUGUACUUGAAGGGAAAAAAAGCAGUUGUAAUGGUGGAGACAGUGAGACUGUUCCUCUAACAUCUCCAAACGUGGCCAAGUUUAGCACUCCACCGACCAUUCUCAGAAAGAAGAAAAGAAUGCGAGGGGGUCAUUCCCCAGCCAGCGAGCUUGGUGAUGGCUCAUUCAGUGAUGGUGGUAAUACAGCACUAAAACACACACCAGUGAAAACACUACCAUUCUCUCCUUCACAGUUUUUUAACACAUGCUCUGGAAAUGAACAACUUAAUAUGGAAAAUCCUUCAUUUACAUCAACCCCGAUUUGUGGGCAGAAAGUUCUCAUUACCACUCCUCUUCAUAAGGAAACAACCCCCAAAGAUCAGAAGGAAAAUGUAGGGUUUAGAACACCUACUAUUAGAAGAUCUAUAUUGGGUACCACACCGAGAACUCCUACUCCUUUUAAGAAUGCGCUUGCUGCUCAGGAGAAAAAAUAUGGACCUCUUAAAAUUGUGUCACAGCCACUUGCCUUCUUGGAAGAAGAUAUUCGGGAAGUUUUAAAAGAAGAAACUGGAACAGACAUAUUCCUGAAAGAGGAAGAUGAACCUGCUUACAAAAGCUGCAAACAAGAGCAUACGGCUUCUGUAAAGAAAGUCAGAAAAUCACUAGUCUUAGAUAAUUGGGAAAAAGAAGAACCAGACACCCAGCUAUUAACUGAAGACAUUUCAGAUAUGCAGUCAGAAAAUAUAUUUACAACAUCUUUAUUAAUGAUACCAUUAUUGGAAAUACAUGACAAUAGGUGCAACUUGACUCCUGAAAAACAAGAUAUAAAUUCAACCAACAAAACAUGUACACUUACUAAAAAGAAACCAAACCCUAACACUUGCAAAGUUGUCAAAUUGGAAAAGAAUCUUCAGUCAAAUUGUGAGUGGGAAACGGUGGUUUAUGGGAAGACAGAAGACCAACUUAUCAUGACUGAGCAAGCCAGAAAAUACCUGAGCACUUACACGGCCACCAGCAGCACUUCACGAGCUCUAAUACUGUAAUUGUUACCAGGACUGGUGAAAUGCCCGACUUCCCUACUGUAUUCUACACUAAAUUAGGUUGCAAUGAAAUUUUUGUCAAUUAAUUGUUUUUAACGUUUUAAUACAGGCCUAAAACGGUUUGCAUACUUUUUUAUAUUGGGCAGGCAAAAAGCUAAGCCACUUAAGUAAGGGGAAGGAAAUCUCAUAGGUUAUUUUUUAAGAGAUGAUAUUUUUAAAAUUUGUUUUUAAAGAACAAGACAGGGAAAAUAAUACUAGAAUGUUCAUAGAUUUUCUAAGAGUAAACUUUCACAUAUUUUCUUCACAAGAUACAUGUUGCUACUCUCUUGAUGCUGCAGUUUUAUUGUAAUAUGUCAUGAUUUCUGAGACUAGUUUCUGUAUGGAAAGCAUUCAUGAUUUUAUGAAGUACUUCUGCCGGUGUGCUGAUUUACUUAGGCUGACAUCUACAGAGAAACACAGUGAAAAGGAAUUUAAAGGAAGGAUAGGAAGUUGCACUACUAAUUUUUGGUAUUUUUCAAAAACAGUAAAAUUAACUACAGUGUUAAAUGUAUUUCUUUGAGCAUGGUACUAAAAAUAAAAAGCAUUGAAAAGGGUUUUUUCCUUAUUAGUAAGGAGUCAGUAUUUUCUUCAUAAAUCUCAGAAGAGCUGAGAGUUUUGUUGAAUGUAUUGUACAGUAUGUAGGAGCUGGAAAACUUUGUAAAUUGGAAAGAAGUCUGUUUUUAUAAUUUAUUUUCAUUUUUAAAGCUUAAAUGUAGAUAUUUAUAUAUAUAUAGGGUGUCUAGAAGCCAGUGUUGUUUCCUGUCAUUACAGCUAACAUAGUAAAGAACAAUUUUGACCUUUAAGUAUGAAACAGUAGUAAGUUAUAGCUGCAAAGAAUACAAUAUCUAUACUGUAUGUCACAUCUACCUAAAUAUUGCACUAUGCCCUUUAAAUCAUGUUGGUUAUAAAGUAGUUCUAAAAAUGUGCUAAAUAAUAAUUUAAUAUUUUCUUUUUAAAUUAUAUUGGGGGGGUCAUAUAAAUUAAUCUGGUGAUUUGUAUAUGUGUUUUAAAUUUUUGCAUUUUAUUUGUUUAAAAAAUAAUAUGGUACCUUGGUCCCUAAAAACAGUCUGCACUUAGAAGUUUAUUAUAUUUACUCAAUGUUUCAGAAGUAGAGAACAUUAACUUUUAUUUAUAAAAAAAUUUGUCCUUUUAUAAAUGUUUUGUGUUUCUCUACAGGUUACAACAGUUGCUUCAGUUGCCUGUUUUAGGUGUUUGCACUUACUUUUUCUUGAAAGAAUGUCUUUUAUUUUGCUUUUGUGUAGAUUUUAUGUAAUUUUUUGAGACAUAUAAUGGUAUGCUGUCACCUUAAACACUGACAGGUAAAUAAAAUUGUACACUGUAGUUUUAAUUAUUUAUAAUUGACACACUCUCUCCCUCUCCACUCCUGAAGUAUGCUGCUAUAGAAAUAGCAGAAUCAGCUUGCUGC